AUGGAAAAAAUUACUAAAACUCAAUUUGAAAAUUGGAGUAAAAAUUUUAGGAAAAAGUUAGAAGCUUAUCUAUAUAGCAAUGAGUCAAAUUUAACUCCGGGAGAAUAUGUUCAGUCAUUCUCCUUAAUUUCUGCUAUUACUAACGGAGUUAAAGACCAAAUUCCUUUUGCAGUGAUGAUUUUUAUUACCUUUUAUGAAGGGUUGCCCGGUCAUGACCUAAUUAAAAAUAAUGUCUAUUCUGAUACGGAUGGUUUAACUCUCCAACAAUGGUUAGAAAACAUAAAGAAAAAACUCAAAGAGCAUGCCGAAGCCAAUGGAUAUUAUAAACCUACUGAACCAGUAGAUAAGCCAUCUUUAAGGCAAAAGGAUUCAGAUUUAAUCAUUAAGACAAAGGUUUUUUUAGAACAAAUUAAAGAAAUUUCAAAAACUAAUGAUGAACUUAGCGAUAUUAAGGAAAAUAGCGGCAUGCUAAAUGAAUAUCCUUUUCUAAUAAAAGAUUUAAUUGGACCGGUGGAAGAAGCCCAGAAAAAAGCAGCCGAAGCCGAAAAAAAUCAGAAAAACAAAGGCAAUAUAAAUAAUAAUCCGCAAGAUAAUAGCAAAUUAAAAUGGGUCAUUGGUUUAGGGUUAGUUGCCUUUAUUUUUUCGGCAGUGAUUUUAUUCUUAACUAAAAGAAAAGAAGUGAAAAAAUUAGUCCGAGAAAAAUUUAAGCAUUCUUCGCCUAUGCAAACAACCGAUAUUGAAAAAAUAAUUCUCAAUAGUGGGGUCGGACAAGCAAUCGGAGAUAAAAAAUUUUUAGAAAAUACUGAAAAAGCCUUAAUUCGGGUUGCGCAAGGCCAAAAACCGAUUUUAACCCAUGCUCGCAAUUCCAUUACUAAUUUUAAAUUGCGUGAAGGAAUGCCGAUCGGUUGUAAGGUAACUCUGAGAAAGAAAAGGGCAUGGGAUUUCCUUUUUGAAUUAAUAAACAUAGACCUACCGAAUGUUUCCAAUCUUCAAGGGUUUUCAUCUAGAAAAUUUGAUAGGGACGGAAAUUAUAAUUUUGGAAUAGAUACUCUAAGUAUUUUUCCAACUGUUCCUUAUGAUUUAACCUUUAAAAAUCAAGGAGUUCAAAUUACGAUUGUUUUUAAAUCUCAUCUGGCCGAAGAGAAUGCCCACUUUUUAAGUUUAUUAGGUUUUCCUUUCAAAAAAAAGUAA
This is a messenger RNA of Entrophospora candida, 1191 nucleotides long. Lineage: Eukaryota; Fungi; Glomeromycota; Glomeromycetes; Entrophosporales; Entrophosporaceae. The record is from the annotation of a GenBank genome assembly.